This is a messenger RNA of Prunus armeniaca (apricot), 630 nucleotides long. The record is from the annotation of a GenBank genome assembly. NCBI's taxonomy places the organism in Eukaryota, Viridiplantae, Streptophyta, Magnoliopsida, Rosales, Rosaceae.
AUGGGAUGUGAGAAAAGAAGUGAAACUGCCACAGCCUAUAUUCCUGGUCAAUUCACCUAUUUCCUUAUAACUGGAACCCUAAGUUUGCUUGGAGGCUUCUCAACCGAGUUUGUGAGCAAGGCUUACAACAUUACCAAAGAUGAAGCAUACAAAAUCACCAAAAGCCAGACUGGGGUUUUGAUCAUCAAGGUGGGUGAAGAUGAGAAUACCAAAAUACCCAAGCCCAGUGAAAACUCCACCCACAAACCAGUCCACAAAAUCACCAGUGCAACAACAUUGACUGAGAAGGAGUUUCCAUUUCUCAAAGAGGCUGGGUUAAGUGCAAGCCUGAUAAAGCUUGAAGCCAAUGCAAUUAGCUCCCCAACUUACACAACUGAUGCUACAGUUCAAGUAGGUUAUGUUGCUGGAGGGAGUGGGCAGAUUCAAAUUGUGGGUCUUAAUGGCAAACUGGCCUUGGAAGUCAAAGCUGGUGAUUUGCUUGUGGUUCCAAGCUUCUUCAUGGUGGCUAAACUUGCAGGGGAAAAUGGAUUGGAAAGUCCUCACAAGUUCCCAGCCUGUCCUAGAAGACUUAGCUGGGAAGACAUCAGCAUUGGUGGCAUUAUCACCAGAAAUGUUACAAAUAUCCCUUAA